GGCUGCUGCGUCCCCCGCCCGCCCCGAGCCGCUCUGCAGCGGGGCAUGGACCGGGGCGCCCGCGCCCUGCGCCCCGCCGAGCUCGCCACGCGCCGCGGAGCCCCCAGCGCCCCCUGACCGCUCCCGGGGCCGGCGCCGGACCAGAGACCCCCCCCCGCCGCUGCAUUCGCACAGUCAGCUGACAUCGCGCCCACGCUGAGGGGAGGCUGGGUGCCAGGUGGGCUGGCGCCACCCAUGGAAUCGCCCCUGGGGCUGCCAGUACGGGCGCCAGCCCCACUCGGCCUCCAGCCAAGAACCAGGGACUGAAGCCGAAGAAGGAGACGCCUGCUUACGGAAGAAGAUCUGUGCUCUGGGAAGGAAGUGGGGUCUAGUGGUUAAAGCAGGAAGCCAGGGCUCCUGGGUUCUAUCCCCGGCUGUGGGAGGUUAUUGGGGUCUAGAGGUUAGAGAGUUUUAGGACCCAGGACUCCUGGGUUCCAGAGUCGAUCCCCUGUCCCCAGCCGUGAGUGGGGAGGAGGGUGCAAGGAAGUCUCUGUCUUCAGGUUGGGUGGGUGGCCCCACCCCAUCCCCCUGUCAAGCUGGAGUCCCUGAAGCGCUGGAAUGAGGAGAGGGUGGUGUGGUGUGAGAAGGGGGUUCAGAUCCUCCUCACCACCGUCGGGGCCUUCGCAGCCUUCGGCCUCAUGACCAUCGCCAUCGGCACCGAUUACUGGCUCUACGCCCGCGCCUUCAUCUGUAACACCACCAACAUCUCCAGCGAGGAGAUGCCCCACAAGGACAAGAAGGACCCAGGGGGCCUCACCCACUCUGGCCUCUGGAGGAUAUGCUGCCUGGAAGGCCUGAAGAGGGGUGUGUGUGUGAAAAUUAACCACUUCCCCGAGGACACAGAUUACGACCACGACAGUGCCGAGUAUCUCCUGCGUGUGGUCCGUGCCUCCAGCAUCUUCCCCAUCCUCAGCGCCAUCCUGCUGCUGCUGGGGGGGUUCUGCGUGGCCGCCAGCCGGGUCUACAAGUCCAAGCGCAACAUCAUCCUGGGCGCUGGGAUCCUAUUCGUCGCUGCUGGCCUCAGCAACAUCAUCGGGGUGAUUGUGUACAUCUCGGCCAACGCUGGGGACCCAGGCACCAAGCGGGACGACGAGAAGAAAAGCCACUACUCCUACGGCUGGUCCUUCUACUUCGGGGGCCUGUCCUUCAUCCUGGCCGAGAUGAUCGGGGUGCUGGCUGUCAACAUCUACAUCGAGAAGAACCGGGAGGCCCACUGCAAGAGCCGCACUGAGCUGCUGAAGAACCCCUCGUCCUCCUCCAGCGCCAUCCUGCGCCUGCCCAGCUACCGCUUCCGCUACCGGCGCCGCUCCCGCUCCAGCUCCCGCUCCACCGAGCCCUCGCAGUCGCGGGACGCCUCGCCCGUGGGCCUCAAGGGCUUCCCCUCCACCGACAUCUCCAUGUACACCCUCUCGCGGGACCCCUCCAAGGCCAACGUCAGCAGCCUCUACGGGGCCGAGCGAGAGGGGGCCGGCGGGGCCUUCCUGCAGCUCCACAACACCUUCCCCAAGGACCCCGGCGUGACGGUGACGGUGACAGGGCCCGGUACGGCCAGUGCCACGGGCACCCUGGGCAAGGACGCCUCCUCCAACACCAACACGCUCAACCGGAAGACCACACCCGUGUAGGGGCAGGCGGCGAGGGGCUGGUGGCGGGGGACGGGGCUGAGGGGAGCCGCGGUGCAGGACAGGACGGGAGGGUGUUAGGCUAAUGAAGGGGCAUUCUUAGCAACAUGUCUUUCUAACCCUGUGUUCCUUCCCUCCUGUGUUCAUUCGUUUGUUCAUUCAUUUGGUGAUUCGUUUUCUGUUUAAUUUUAACUUUUAAUUUCUUUCUUUGUAAGAUUAUUAUUCUUUCUUUCUUUCUUUCUUUCUUUCUUUCUUUCUUUCUUUCUUUCAAUUUUAACUCUUUUAAUUUCUUCUUUAUUUGUAAGAUUAUUUAGUAUUCUUUCUUUCAUUUUAAUACUAAUUAUUUCUUUCUUCCAUUCUAAUGCUAAUUUUCUUUUUCUUUCUUUCUUUCUUUCCCCACCAUUACCCUCUUUUCCUUUACAUUUCCCCAACAGCGAGAACCAAUUUCCCAGCUGUGCUCCCGCCUUCGGGGGACACAACACGCAGGGCACUAUCCAGGGGGAGGACAGGAUGUGGAUCACAGGAGAAUGAUGGGAAAAGUCCGGAUCAGAAUAGGAGCUGGUUGAAAUGAUUCAAGCACCGUCCUGAGAACAGGGGCCCUGCAGAGGGGAUGCUGCCAUGUCUCACUGCUGGGGGUCACCUACUUUUGCCCUACACCCGACCUAGCCUAGGUCGUAUCCCUCCCUCUCAGGGGAUCAUGGGGGGUGUCUUUGUUAGAAUGGGGGAGGCUUGUAAUUUACCAGUGCCAGAUUCACAGCUGGCAAGUUUGUACAUGGAGGGGAGGAAAUAGGAAAAGGGGAGGGGGCUAGUGACCUAGAGAUACCACUCCUUUCUUCCCCAACCCACCAAGGGCUCAUAGUCGUGCCAUAUCCAAGUGCCAAAGCUUUACCCCCCCGCAGCACCCCCUGCUGGCAGGGGGUGAUAGCUCAGUGUGCUGGGUAUUUUCAGCGGGAGAGGUGUCUCUCAGUUUUAUUGCCCCCUAUUUUCUCUCCCCUCCCCCCCUCCCGCACCAGCCUUUCCCUGCUCUUAACGGGAGCUCCCAGAGUGGGGGGUGGGGAAAUUCUCCACCUGGGUUUGGGCCGUGGCUAUUCCCUUUCCCUCUAGGGGGCAGAUCGGGGGCAUGGCUGGGGUUCCCCUGUUCUGUAGGCAUUCCCUGUUUCCCAGGGCCCAUACGGACAAUUCUCCUAAUCAGUCUAGAUCAGCGCUUCUCAAGUUAUCUGAUGGGGGGGACCUGCAAUUGUUUUUUCCAAUGUGCAUGCAGACCGGCAGCUGAUGGCUCACGGACCGGCACCGGUCUGCAGACCACCAUUUUGAGUAGCACUGCACUAGAUGACACGGUCCCUAUUGGGAUAUAAAAUAGCCAUUUCCUCAUGCAAUAUGGACCUACAAUAAACAGCCCUGCUAGGCUAGAUGGUCCAUACACUAAACAGCCCUCGUCUGGUUAUAGAGACCCUACCAUAAACAGGUUGGCAGGCAAUACCUAGCCCACCGAGGGUGAUGCCUACAUAAUAAACCAGCCUUCCCAGGCAAUAAAUAAAUACGGGCCACAAAAGUGACUUCCUCGCUGAGCAAUAUGGUCUGUAUAUCAAAGAGCCCUCCCAAGAGAUAGCGACUGCAUAAUUUCUACUGACCCCCAGCACAGGACCCUUCCAAUGUGACCAAAUUUUCCCAGCACCCCAGCCGAGCAAGACCAAGUAUCCUGUCUAAAGCAGUGUCACAUGUGGGAGCAACAGUGGUUCGAAACCUGGCACCGAGGUGUGGCUGCCGCUAGGGUGGGGCAUGGGGGUUGUUUAUACAGCGACCUCUCGCCCAGCGCUGAAAUGCAGGUGCCUCUGGGGUGGAGUGAGGGGGCUGUUUAUACAGGGACUCCUUGCCCAAUGCGUAGAUGCAGCCACCUCUGAUAUGGGGGCCGCUGUUUAUAAAAGGCUCCUUUACCCGGCACUGAGAUGCAGCCACCUCUGAUGUGGGGGCUGCUGUUUAUAAAAGGCUCCUUUACCCAGCACUGAGAUGCAGCCAUCUCUGAUACGGGGGCCGCGGUUCAUAAAAGGCUCCUUUACCCGGCACUGAGAUGCAGCCACCUCUGAUGUGGGGCUGUUGUUUAUCCAGGGGUUCUUUACCCAGCACUAAGAUGCAGCCACCUCUGGGGUGAUGGUGAUCUGUUUUUUAAGCAAUCCCACACCCAAUCUGAGAGAUGCCACCUUCUCACACUGAUCCCUUGAGACUAAUUUCCCACUCCUGUUUGUUUCCUCUGCAGCGAAUUCAUCCUGUUUCCAUUGUCUUCCAAUCCCCACCCCCCCUUGCCAAAAAAUUAGAAACCUCUUGGUAAAACCUCCUUGUCCCCCAGCCCCACUCCCUUGGGCGAGAGCUUAUACACACACACCUAGAGAGAAACCUAUCUAUAGCGAAUUGGUGUUGAGCUUUUCUUAGCUUUCGGUUCUUAUCGGUUCUGUUGAUACCGGAUUUUGCGCCGUCGGGGAGAGGCCAUGUUGGGUUGUGUUGCGAUUUUAUGGUUUAUUGACAUGUUUUUGCGCCGUGUGCAUGUGUUGUGUGUGUGUGGGGGGGGAUUAUUUUUAGCAGCCUCGAGGUGGGGAGGAGAUGCACAGAGGAGAGCGGGAGAAAUUCCAUUGCCCGGAGACCAAAUUGAUUUGGUCUCUGCUUUAUCCCCAUUGCGAUAGUGGCAAAGGGCCUUCAUGUGCGAUUCGGCAAUUCCAAGCCCAUCUUUAUAGAGUGUGGCUUCCUGGAGAAGAACAGUGCUAGGCGCUGUACAAACAGAGCAAAACGACAAGCUCUUAAAAUCAGUGCAUUGGGCUGCAGACGGCCGGAACGGAAGCUCAGACAAAGGAUGUGGGAGUUUUCAUAUCCCCGUAGUCGGCAGUUUAACCUCUCCCUCUCUUUGAGUGGCAUCCUCCCCUGUACCCAACGGGGCUAUCUUAUCCGAAAGUCCUUCCCGGGGGAGGAACUAUCAGACAAUCCUCUCCGAAGCUGUUGUUCUGAGUGGUUUUAGCUCGGGGUUAGUUAUCUAUCUAUUUAUUUAUUUAUUUCUCUCUCUCUUCUCCCCCCGGGGCCCUCCUCCCCAGUUGUUCAUUUCACGGAGAUUGGGGGGAGGGAGGGAGGAUUUGUGCGGGGGAGGGGAAGAGAGGGAUCGAUUUUGCUUUCCCGGUUUUUGUGCCGUCCAGACGGAAAAAACGAAAACAAAAAGAACUUGAAAACUUUUGUGAGAAGAAAAUUAAAAAAGGACCAAAAAAAAAAGUUUAAAAAGUUACAGAAAAGCGACAAAAAAAGAAAACCGUGAAGCAGUUAUGUCAGCCAGUGCGAAUCACCUGUCUAAAGUGCGUUUUGUACAAAAGGAAAAUUAUAUAUAUAUAUAUAUAUAUAUAAA
Dermochelys coriacea (leatherback sea turtle) is the source of this 5040-nucleotide messenger RNA. RefSeq names its product calcium voltage-gated channel auxiliary subunit gamma 8 (gene CACNG8). The transcript is spliced from 5 exons. Gene Ontology annotation, molecular function: channel regulator activity; voltage-gated calcium channel activity. Bases 678 to 1664 code for a protein of 328 amino acids. Lineage: Eukaryota; Metazoa; Chordata; Testudines; Dermochelyidae. Gene Ontology annotation, biological process: positive regulation of synaptic transmission, glutamatergic; neurotransmitter receptor internalization; neurotransmitter receptor transport, postsynaptic endosome to lysosome. The record is from RefSeq and is a predicted model, not a curated record. Gene Ontology annotation, cellular component: postsynaptic density membrane; AMPA glutamate receptor complex.